This is a messenger RNA of Carica papaya (papaya), 1443 nucleotides long. The record is from RefSeq and is a predicted model, not a curated record. Lineage: Eukaryota; Viridiplantae; Streptophyta; Magnoliopsida; Brassicales; Caricaceae.
AGCAAAACAAAAGAACCAUCUGGUUUCGUUUAAAAGAAACACAAAAAUGGAAAAUAAAUAAACAAAAAACACGGGAAAGAAAAAAGGGGAGGUUCAGGUUCGGCUUCUUCUUCUUCCUCAUUGAAACUUAUAGCAGCCAACACAGCGAAGCUCAAAGAAACUUCCUGAAGAAGGUUCUCGUAAGCAGAUGCAACCGACAGCUGCCGGUAGCAGCAGCUCUGGUGGAGGUGGUAAUGAACUGAGUCGAGGGGGGCUUGCCCGAUUCCGCUCAGCUCCGGCCACCUGGCUAGAAGCUCUACUUGAGGAAGACGAGGAGGACCCACUAAAACCCAACCAGUGCUUGACGCAGCUACUCACUGCCAACUCGGGCACACCUGCAACUCGUACCUCGGUCCCCUUCUCCAGCUCGGCCGAUCCGGGCUUCUUUGAACCGGCCGCUUUCCCCCGACAGAACAGUUCUCCGGCUGAUUUUCUGGGUAUUGGGUCCGAUGGGUACUUCUCUAACUUCGGAAUUUCAGCCAAUUACGAGUACUUAUCACCAAAUAUCGAUGUUUCGUUAGGGAGUAAGCGUGCUAGGGGAGCGGAUACACAAUACCCUUCUGCAAAAUUUUCUUCUCAGUUGAAAGGAGAGCAGAGUGGUGGGCAGGUACCAAUUGGAACGUCUGGUUUGACAGAUGCAGACAUGGAAAAGCUUUUAGAGGACUCAGUUCCUUGCAGGGUUCGCGCAAAGAGGGGCUGUGCCACUCAUCCUCGUAGCAUUGCCGAGAGGUUUGCUUUCAAUUUCAUUGUGAUGAGAACAAACCUUUUCCUGUUCUCAGAACUUGCACAUUUCAUCUUAUAUUGUAUAUAUUCUGGUUCUGGUUGCCUCUUGCAGCAAACAAAUACUGCAGACAUGUUGGAAGAGGCGGUGGAGUAUGUUAAGUCCCUUCAAAAGCAGAUUCAGGAACUCACAGAGCAUCAAAGGAAAUGCAAAUGCAUUACUAAAGAUUAACUAGAAAGGUACGGAGAAAAAUCUGUUCCGUAUCUAGUCUACUUAUCAUAUUUAAUUGGUCUCUGCUGUGAUUCAUCAUUAUUGUCUGCAAACAAUAUGCUUCCAGAAGCAGAUCUUGUAAUUACCAGAAUCAUCUACCUACUACCAUGUCAAAUUUUUAUCAACUUGUAGAUGAUGGCUUGUCUGGUGGGUGUAAUAGUUGUAGAGUCCAUAACCAGGGCUUCUCGAUCCACGAUGGCAAAAGGACUGCUGUUUGAAGAUCAUUUAGAAUUACUGUAGUUGUAACCUUUUGUACACAAUAAAAAUUGAAAAAUAUAUUUUUUUAGUAUUGAUUUGUCCACUUCCCAAGGUUAAUUUCUACAGUUUUACUGUGGAUCUAGGCGCUUGUAUUCAAUUUCUUCAUUUUAAAUCUGAAGCUGCUAUAUGGUCAAUAAAAAUAUUUUUGGUCAAAA